Molecule: messenger RNA, 932 nt
Organism: Lactuca virosa
Lineage: Eukaryota; Viridiplantae; Streptophyta; Magnoliopsida; Asterales; Asteraceae
Source: the annotation of a GenBank genome assembly
CUGAAACUGUCCAGAGACAUUGACUUUCUAUGCCUUAUAUUCCCUUUCUUCACAACGACUGAUCAUCUACUAAUUUCAAUGGCAUCUCCUUCAUAAUCGACUUCUCUGCUAAAUCAUAGCGAUCAUAGCAUCCAGUAUGACGUUUUCUAAGCUUUAGAGGCCAAGAUACUCGCAAUUCAUUUACAGAUCAUCUCUAUGCGGCGCUAGUACGAGCAGGACUCCGCACUUUUAGGGAUAAUGAUGAUAUCAAAAGAGGUCACGAACUCAAGCCAGAAAUCGAGAGAGCGAUUAUAGAAUCUAGGGCUUCUAUAGUUAUAUUGUCGGAGAAAUAUGCGACAUCCAGCUGGUGCCUUGACGAGCUUUUGUUGAUGCUUGAGCAACGGCGGAGCUUCAAUCAUUUUGUUUUACCGGUUUUCUACCAUGUCGAUCCCUCAGAUAUCAGGGACCAAAGACAAAGUUUCGCGAUUGAAGUAGAAGACGGAGUAGAAGGGUCAAAAUGGACAGAGUAUAAUGUCAAUCGAUGGAAGGUAGCCCUUUCAGAGGUUGCUGAUUUGACCGGCAUGGUUGUAUUAGGGUCUGAAUCAGACUUUAUUGCAAAAAUUGUUGAUGCAAUUGACUGUAAACUAGAUAUGAAACUAGUUAGUACUCCAGCUCAUCUAAUUGGAAUGGACUCUCGAGCUAAUGAUAUCAACUCCUGGUUGAAAAAUGAGCAAUCUGGUGCUAAUAUGGGAAGAAAGAUAGUUCUUGAAGAGUCUAAAGACCCUGCAAAACGUAGUAGAGUCCUUCAAAAUAAUGAAUCUUAUCGUUUGUUGGGAAAAGGACAGGGUUCAGAAACAAUUGAAGGUCUAGCAAUUGACAUGCGAAAGCUCAGCCAAUGGACGAGAUCCAAUUUAAGCAAAAGAAGUGAAUUAAUAUGUGUCAUUAGCCCUUAA